Ramularia collo-cygni is the source of this 3429-nucleotide messenger RNA. RefSeq names its product related to UV-damaged DNA binding protein. NCBI's taxonomy places the organism in Eukaryota, Fungi, Ascomycota, Dothideomycetes, Mycosphaerellales, Mycosphaerellaceae. The record is from RefSeq and is a predicted model, not a curated record. Gene Ontology annotation, molecular function: nucleic acid binding; protein binding. Gene Ontology annotation, biological process: proteasome-mediated ubiquitin-dependent protein catabolic process; DNA repair. Bases 1 to 3429 code for a protein of 1142 amino acids. Gene Ontology annotation, cellular component: nucleus; site of double-strand break. The transcript has 2 exons.
AUGGCAUAUCUCGCCCCCAUCCACCAAGCUUCCAGCGUCCGUCAUGCCAUCAAGUUGUGCUUCCUCUCGCCAGAUGCCGAAGAUUUGAUCGUUGCCAAAGCCAAUAGAAUCGAGAUCUGGAGUCCGGCUUCCAACGAUGACCCUACGUUACUGCUUAAACACAGCAAAGCACUCUAUGGCAAGGCGACGCUACUACACAAAAUCCGUCCGGCAACAUCACCCACAGAUCACUUGUUUAUCGGCACAGAUCGUUACCACUACUUCACUCUCAGCUGGGACCCCGACACAAAGUCGCUCAAGACCGAGAAGAGCUUUGUCGACAUAGCCGAAAAGACGGCGAGAGACAGUCAGACGGGCGAUCGAGUGCACAUAGACCCAACAUGUCGUUUCAUGGCAUUGGAGUGCUACGAAGGCGUCGUCAACGUCCUUCCCAUUGCACAUGCAGGGAAAGGCAAGAGGAAGGCUGCAGAUAGUGAGAUUGGCGAGCUCGCGGACCCUAUUCCCGUGCGGAUACCAGAGCUUUUCGUCAGGAGUAGUUGCUUCGUACACAAGCGACAGGCAGGCACAAAGCAGGUAAACCCGGAGUUCGCAGUACUCCAUGAGGACAGCCAGAACAAACCUCGGAUCAAAUUCCGGGAGCUGGAAUAUGGACGAAGUUUGCGCCCGGCCGAGGAACCUUCGACUGCAGAGCUGGAGAAGGUUCGAGAGGUCGAGGAUUCAAUAGAACUGGGAGCCUCGUUCCUAAUACCUUUACCACCGCCCAUUUACGGUCUGCUGGUAGUGGGAGAUACAUCUGUGAGCUAUGUUGACGAGUGGGGGCCUCGAAUCACAAACACUGAGCCAUUGGACGAAGCAACAGUAUUUGUGGCGUGGUGUCAAGUCGACGAUCAACGUUACGCUCUUGCAGAUGAGUAUGGGAAGCUGUACUUGUUAAUGAUUCAGACGAAAGCAAAUGGCGAGUACGACGGUCAUCAGAUCGAUCAACUUGGCGUGACGAGUCGAGCCAGCACACUGGUGUAUUUGGACGAAGGUCGGAUCUUCGUGGGUAGCCAUGCAGGCGACAGCCAAGUCGUGCAGAUAUCCGAGAAGAACGUCGAGGUACUGCAAACGUUCUCCAACGUAGCACCGAUCUUGGACUUCACGGUAAUGGACAUGGGCAACCGAAGUUCCGACGCGCCCGUGAAUGAAUUCUCCUCCGGACAGGCAAGAAUCGUAACAGGAUCCGGCGCUUUUCAAGAUGGCAGUUUGAGAUCUAUUCGCUCCGGGGUUGGUUUAGAAGACAAAGCCGACUUGGGAAGCUUGGGUGCUCCGGUGUCUGCAGUAUUUGCUUUGAGGAGCAGCCCGGCUGUGGAAGUGGUCGACACGCUGAUCGUCAGCUUCGUGUCACAUACACGCAUCUUUGUUUUCACGCCAGAGGGUGAUGCGGAGGAGACGGAUCAAUACCGAGGAUUCGACCUUACUGAUGCUACGCUACAUGCAGGCAACACCUCGGACGGUGGAGCAGUUCAGGUUACCGCCAGCGCCGUGUUGCUCGCAGAUUCUGAAGGCAGCAUGGUCACAGGUCAAUGGCAACCAGCUGGCGGCACUUCAAUAACAGCUGUCUCGUCAAGUGCGGAUAAGAUCCUCCUCUCUUUACAGGGAGCUUCUCUGGUGGUCUUGGACGUAUCCGGCUCGGCAGUAAGACUACACUCACAGCGAGAUUUUGGAAGUGACGAACAGGUUUCCUGUAUCGCACUCUCCGAAGCCUUGCCAGACGCGUGUGUCGUAGGUUUCUGGAAGGACAGCAAAGUGUCGGUCCUCGACUUGCAGACGCUACAACCAACAGCGACCGAGCAGGUUGCGCAGGAAGACAUUCUUGCAGUUCCAAGAUCGCUUACUGUUGCGAGAAUUCUGCAAGAUCACCCGCCAACAUUGUUUGUCGGACUGGCUGACGGCAAUGUGGUGACAUACGGCAUCGAGUCUCUUCAACAACCCUUCACCGCGCGGAAAAGCAUCAUUCUGGGCACACAGCAGGCCAACUUCGCUAUUCUUCCCCGCGGGGAUGGAAGUCUGCAGAACGUCUUCGCCACCUGCGAACACCCAUCACUGAUAUAUGGCGCUGAAGGUAGGGUGGUAUAUAGCGCAGUGACAGCCGAGAAGGCCACCUGCAUUACUGCAUUCGACUCCUUUGAGCCGUACAACAAUGCCAUCGCAAUCGCGUCUGGCGAUGAGCUAAAGAUCGCAAUUGUGGACGAGGAACGUACCACACAUGUUCAAAAUCUCUUCCUGCACCAGACUGUACGACGUAUUGCAUACUCUGCUGAUCUCAAAGCUUUUGGCCUCGGCUGCAUCAAGCGAGAGCUACGAGCUGGCCAAGAAGAAGUCUCGAGCUUCUUCAAGCUUGUUGAUGAGAUUGCUUUCAAGGAGCUGGACACUUAUGAUCUGAACGAGGAUGAGCUGAUCGAGACUGUCAUUCGGUGUAAGCUUGAUGACGGAACUGGGGACGAGGCGGAGCGCUUCGUGCUUGGGACUGCUUUCUUGGAUGACCAAGACGCAGAUAGCGCGAGGGGGAGAAUCAUGGUGCUUGAGGUGACGGAAGAUCGAAGACUGAAGCUCGUCACCGAGAUUGCAGUCAAGGGAGCCUGUAGAUGUCUGGCCGGUUGCAAUGGCCGGAUCGUGGCCGCUUUGGUCAAGACCGUUGUUGUAUAUGCUUUCGAGUACGAGACUCCGUCGACGCCUAUGAUGGUGAAGAAAGCAGCAUAUCGCACCGCCACAGCACCCAUCGACGUCUGCGUAACAGACAACAUCAUCGCCGUCACCGAUUUGAUGAAGUCCCUUUCGCUUGUGGAGCACAAGCUUGGUAGCGCCGGCCAAUCCGACACGCUGACUGAAGUUGCCCGCCACUUCGAUACAGUCUGGGGAACAGCUGUCGCCAACGUAGGCGACAACACCUACCUCGAGUCCGAUGCCGAGGGCAACCUGGUCGUCUUGGAGCACGAUGUCAAAGGUUUCUCCGCGGACGACCGGCGCAGACUACGUGUCACGAGCGAGAUGCUUCUCGGGGAAAUGGUCAAUCGUAUUYGUCCCAUCACCGUUUCACCAACUCCUGGUGCCGCUGUCAUUCCCAAGGCCUUUCUCGCUACAGUGGAGGGUAGUAUAUAUCUUUUCGGCGUAAUCGCCGCUGGAAAGCAAGAUCUACUCAUGCGGAUGCAGAGUAAAAUGGCCGAGAUGGUGAAGAGUCCAGGAUACGUCCCAUUUGCGAAAUUCCGCGGUGUCAAGACGCAGGUGAGGGAUAUGGGUGAGGAGGGGCCCAGUCGGUUUGUGGAUGGAGAGUUGAUUGAGAGGUUUCUUGACUGCGGUGAGGAGGUGCAGAAGGCGAUCUGUGAGGCAUUGGAGGUGGACGUCGAAGAGGUCAGGGGUAUGGUGGAGGGGUUGAGAAGGAUACAUUGA